UUGUUCUAUGUGGUGUCUUAUAUGUAUUGUUUUAUGUAAGACUCAUGUGUUUAUUUAUUUAAAAGUUGGAUAGUUAAUAAAAGUUAGAGGCAAAGUUAUAAUUUAAAACCAAGAUUAGGAUUAUUAUGCCUAAUUUUAAUAAGUCACCCUUGUUUCUAGCCACCAAAACAUAAGGAAACUCUAACCAGAUGCAGAAGGCUAAGCACAGAAAGUUGAAAAGAACAACAAACCUUACAACUUUUUUUUCCCCAUUUGCCAAUGGCUUCUUCCGGAGCUUGGACGUAUCGAGAUCGAACUUCCGAGUUCGCGUCUUUGUCCAAAACAUUGAAGAAAAUCGCAGGAACUACCGGAUCAGAUCAUGAACCACAGCAGAAUUCUGCCUCUUCUACCACAAAGGUACUACAAAUUCCAGAUCGAUCUGAAUUCAACAAGAAGGCUUCGAGAAUCGGAUUGACAAUCCAUCAAACCUUUCAGAAAAUCGAUAGGCUAGCUAAAUUGGCAAAGCGAUCAUCAAUUUUCGACGAUCCAAGCAAGGAAAUUCAGGAAUUGACAACUUCCAUAAAAAAUGAUAUCACAUCACUCAAUGUUGGAGUUUCUGAUUUACAAGCCCUUCAAGACAUGGAUGUAGCUGAUGGAACUCAUUCGAAAGAUACAAUUGUUCAUUGUACUGCGAUCUGUGAUGAUCUGAAGACGAGACUUAUGGCUGCUACAAAAUCAUUCCAGGAGGCACUUACAAUAAGAACGAAGAAUAUGAAAGCUCACGAAGAUCGAAAACAGAUAUUCUCUACAAAUCUCUCUAGAGAAAAUCCUUUGAAACAACCUACAGCAGAGCCACCUCCUUGGUCAACUUGUCAAUCAUUAACGGCAAUAGAUGCUCAGGGAAGCAACCAAUUAAGACGGAGAUUGGCUUCAGACAAUCCUCCGUCUAACGAAUUGGAAAUGUCAAUGUUACAAGAUCAGGUUCCGAGACAAGAAAGUUACUCUCAGAGUAGAGCAACUGCUCUUCAAAAUGUUGAAUCGACUAUUUCAGAAUUGGGCGGAAUAUUCACACAUCUAGCUACCAUGGUCGCACAACAAGGUGAGCUUGCUAUAAGAAUCGACGAUAACGUUGAUGAGUCAUUGACAAAUGUUGAAGGUGCACAAGGUGCUUUGUUAAAGUACUUGAAUCGAAUAUCAUCAAACAGGUACCUCAUGAUCAAAAUUUUUGUUGUUGUGAUCCUUUUUCUCUGUGUAUUUAUAUUUUUUUUGGCCUGAUAUCGGUGGAUAUUCACUGUAAUUGUUAGCUUAUUAGUAAUCAAAAAUCAUUUUUUCUCAAUAGCUUGCUCUGAGAUGUGUACUUUGCAACUUAGAUGCUGGAGUAGCAAAUUUCCUCCAGAUAAACAGACAAAUUAUAUCGAUACA
This is a messenger RNA of Solanum lycopersicum (tomato), 1401 nucleotides long. RefSeq names its product syntaxin-31. Gene Ontology annotation, biological process: intracellular protein transport; vesicle fusion; endoplasmic reticulum to Golgi vesicle-mediated transport. Gene Ontology annotation, cellular component: endomembrane system; SNARE complex; Golgi membrane. Lineage: Eukaryota; Viridiplantae; Streptophyta; Magnoliopsida; Solanales; Solanaceae. The record is from RefSeq and is a predicted model, not a curated record. Gene Ontology annotation, molecular function: SNAP receptor activity; SNARE binding.